This is a messenger RNA of Myiozetetes cayanensis, 3910 nucleotides long. It is a transcript of the gene CEP104, whose product is annotated as centrosomal protein 104. Lineage: Eukaryota; Metazoa; Chordata; Aves; Passeriformes; Tyrannidae. Gene Ontology annotation, cellular component: cilium. The coding region runs from base 111 to 2930 and encodes 939 amino acids. The record is from RefSeq and is a predicted model, not a curated record. The transcript has 22 exons.
GUGGCGCGUGCGCGGCGGGCCGCGUUGCCAUGAGAGCGGCGAUGGCCGCGCCGAGCCAGGGAUGAGUUUAAGCUUGAAGGCCGUGGCUGUGACCAGCUCAGCUCCUCAGGAUGCCACACAAGAUCGGUUUCACCGUGGUCAGCUCGUCGGGACACGAGGACGGGUUCAGCGCCCGGGAGCUGAUGGUUCACGGGCCGACGGUGAACGGGUGGCGCUCACCCAGGCUCUGUCAGUAUCCCCAGGAGAUCAUCCUGCAGUUGGUGGAGAGGUGUCGGAUACGGAAGCUGCAGCUGCUUGCUCACCAGUACAUGAUUUCCAGCAAAAUUGAGUUCUACAUCAGUGAAAGUUUACCUGAAUACUUCUCUCCAUAUCAGUCAGAGAGGUUUCAGAGACUUGGCUACGUCCCUCUCUCAGACAAUGAGAAGACUGACUUCAAAGCACGGGAGUUAAAAUCUGUGUACCUGGAUGCAGUUGGCCAGUACCUGAAGCUGAUUUUCCAUAAGAAUUAUGUCAAUAAAUACAACGUAUAUGGACAGGUUGCCCUGGUAGCUGUGAACAUCAUUGGGGAUCCAGCAGACUACAGCAAUGACAGCAUGAGCAGUCCCUCUAGAGAGAAGCUGAUAGACCAUUACCUGGGAAUUAAAUCAGAUGAUCCUGCCUUAGAUGGAACUUACCUUGGGAAAUCUGACUCCAUUUCCCCUCUGGAUGAUUUGGCUUUUGACAUGUACCAGGACCCGGAGGUCGCUCAGAUAAUCCGUAGGCUGGAUGAGAGGAAGCGGGAAGCCGUGUGGCACGAGCGCUACGACCACGCCAAGAAACUCAAACAGGCCAUUGCAGACUUGCAGAAGGUGGGGGAGCGCCUGGGCCGGUACGAGGUGGAGAAGCGCUACGCGGUGGAGAAGGAGGAUUAUGAUCUUGCCAAGAAGAAGAAGGAACAAAUGGAUGAGUACCGGCUGAAGGUGUAUCAGCAGCUGGAGCUGCACGACCUCCUGGAUGCACAGCUGCUGAUCCGAAAACCACCCAAGUUGCCUUUGGGGCCUGUGGGUGACACUGUGAGCCCCCAGCACCCCCCUCCUGAGCGCACAGACCCACCUGAGGGACAGCCCCAGCGGGCAGAGCCUGUGCUGCAGGAGCAGCCAGUGGAUGCCACUUCUGCUGAGCCCAUUGUUUCCCAGCAGUCCCCUCGUCCUUCUCGGACUCAGCCCACAGCCUCCAAGGAAAAUGCUGAAUCUUUACCUUAUGACGAGAGGCCUCUCCCAGCCAUCUGCAAGCAGAUGGAUGAAGCUGUUGCCUACCUGGAGCCAGGGGUGACUGAACAGGACACUGGUGAUACCCCGAGGACUGGCAUUACUGGGGAGCCCGAACCACUCACGGAGAAGGCACUGAGGGAGGCCAGCCCUGCUGUUGACGUUUUUGGAGAAGCUUUGGUUUCAGGAGCGUAUUCCAGAACCUGGUCAUAUCGGGAAGACGCGUUACUGGCUGUGUAUAAGAAGCUGAUGGAAGUGUCAGUGAACACUCCAAAGGAGGAUUUAAGAAACAUGCUGAGGGCUGCUGUUUUCCUCAUAAGGAGAGCCAUCAAAGACACCGUGUCUUUUGUUUUUCAAGCUUCCCUGAAACUCUUAAAAAUGAUCAUUACACAAUAUAUACCAAAACAUAAACUAGGGAAGCUAGAGACUUCUUAUUGCGUGGAAACAACCCUGCCAGAUUUGCUUUCGAGAACAGGAGACUCUUCAUCCCGUCUUCGCCUUCUGGCUUCUGCCUUCAUCCGGGAAAUGGCACUGUGCACUGAAGUUAAACCUCUCCAGAUUGUCCCAGUCCACCUGGUUAAACCAUUAAAACCAAACUCCCCAACACACCUGGCGAUGAGUCACGUGGAAUUGGUGGAAUGUCUCUUGAGAGCCCUGGGGACUGAGAACUCUGGGUUUACUGUCAACAACGUCAUGAAGUUUGCCACAGGAGCUUUGGAGCACAGGGCCCGCGAGGUGCGGGACGUGGUGCUGCGGAUCAUCUUCGACAUGUACGGGCAGCACCGCGCGGCCGUGCUGGAGCAUCUCCCUCCGGGCAACGCCAGCGCCCGCAGGACCGUGCGCUACAGAACACUCUUCGAGGGCUUUGCCAAAAUCGACGGGAAGCUUUCUGAGCCUGAAAUGAGGGCACAGAGAAAGGCAGCCAAAGAAGAAGCAGAGAAACAGAAGAAUGAAGAAAUAAGAGUUCUGCCACAUCAGCUGGCAGCUCAAAAGGAGGUGCAGGCAGAGGUUCAAGGUGAAGAGGAGAAAGAAUCUGACUUUCAGAAACCAAAUAAUCAAGAUUACCAGGUAAACAAAAGCCCCCAGGCUGCACCAGCAGAGAUUCCAGAGGAUGUUUCCUCAGUUGCAAAUUACCUGGAUAACUUGUGUAUUUUUUGUGGUGAAAGGGAUGAAUCCUUCACAGAGGAAGGGUUGGAUCUGCAUUACUGGAAGCACUGCCCCAUGUUAACCCGAUGUGAGCACUGCAAACAGAUGGUGGAGAUCUCGAGCCUGACAGAGCACCUGCUGGCUGACUGUGACAAAAGGGACAGCUUUGGGAAGUGCCAGCGCUGCGGUGAGGCCCUGCCCAAGGAGGAGCUGCCCAAACAUGUGAAGAGCAGGAACUGCAAUCCUGCCCAACCAGAAAAUGUGGCAAACCAUUGCCCGUUGUGCCAUGAGAACUUUCCCCCUGGAGAGGAGGCCUGGAAGUCUCACCUGAUGGACCAAGAUGGCUGUAAAAUGAAUCAGCGGAGGCUAUCCCUGAUGAAUAAAACCAUUCUGUUGCAGCCUGCCAAAGUAAGUGGCAACUAUUUAAGGAAACCGGGUCCUUCAGGAGCAAAAUACCAACUUCCCUCCAUAGGAAGCAAGAUCUCAAUCCGAGGGGGCCCAAAUAAAAGCACUGGCAAAAAAUACUCGAAGAGAUGACAGGACAGUAUUUCUUCCUUUGUCUCAAUGACUGAGCACAGGGUUGCUCAUAGCAUAUUUAAAAAGGUGGUCAAGGAACAGGAGCCACACAUGGGGGAAGCCUGGCCAUACAUAUAGGGCAGGUUUAGGGUUCUAAAGGCAGUGGAGCUGUACCCAAAACACUGCUCAACACCAGGAAUUAGCACCAAAUGAAAAAGCCAAAGGGCUGUUUGGAUGUUGCCCUGUGUUGUGCCACUACAUAGCAGGUGACAAAAUGUGGCCUCUUACUGUGCACCAAGUGCCUUAUGAGCCCACUUGGCAGGAGGGUUAAACUAAAUCCUCCAGGUCCAUAUCCCCAAGAAAUGGCUCCUUAAAGAAAAGAAAAAAUAAUCUUGGUUGGGACCUGAAGAGCUUGAAUUAAUAAAUGUAGAGCUUUUACCUGCUUCAGUGCACUUUACACUCAAAUACUGAGUUUCUCUAGUUUGAUCUCGAUUAAAAUAACCGUACAUAGACUGCAGCAUGUGACUUUAAGAGUUUCAGAGAGAGUCUAUUAUAAAGACCCAAGGCAUGAAGAUUUGUACCAAGCAGAAAUCCCCACAUCUUUACCUGUAACAUUCUGCCUGUUGCUUUCCAGGAUGGCAUUUGUUGGUACUGUGGGCACUGGAAUAAGUGGUAUAUGGUAAUAUGAGGGAAAGUUUUAGUGUUUUUUGCUCCCAUGGAGUGAGUUUGUGGUGGUGUUUUGUAUAUACAGAGCUGAUUAGUUUUUCUAAUUUGCCUGCAGCCAACCUGCCUACCAGCUUUUGGAUUUUCCAGGUAGAUCAGUGUGCUUGGAUUUCAAAAAUCUUUAUAUAAAUUGUUCCUUUAACGCUUCCAAAUGCUUAUUAUAAAUAAUUAUACAUACACUAGGAGUACACAUAUUAACAAAUAUAUAUGUAUUUUAUUUUUUUCCCAAUGACAUGGGUUCCUGUUUGAGAACGCGAUUCCGCGUGCUGAAUAUAAAU